AUGAUUGCUGAUGACAGUGGCGAUGAUGUUAGAGAAAGUGAGCCUGCUGGGGCAGACAGUGGUUCUAGCUCUGGCACACAGCAGUACCCUCCACAUUUUUCUUCUUUGGACUUGGAUGCCAUGAGGCAGGAGGGGGUUCCUGGGCAGCCAGCUGGAUUUGGCGCUAGAGAUGGUGAAGGGUCUGCAGGUCUGACAGAGUUUCAGGUUGGUCAGCAAUUUCAGGAUAAAGAUGAGGCCCUGUUAAGUGUGAAGACUUACAACAUCCGUCGAGGGGUACAGUACAAGGUCGUGGAGUGUGACUAUCACCGUUAUGUGGGCAAGUGUUUUGAGUUCGAGAAUGGGUGCACAUGGUUGAUUCGGCUGAGUCUCCGACAGCACAAGGGCCUUUGGGAGGUCAAACGGUACAACGGACUGCAUACGUGUUUCGCCACCUCCAUCUCCAGCGACCACAGGAGUUUGGAUUACCAUGUGAUAUCGGCAUUCAUUAUGCCAAUGGUUAGGGCUGAUGCAUCCGUUAGCAUCAAGGUGCUCCUAAAUGCCACCACCUCACACUUUGGGUUUAGGCCGACGUACAGGAGGGUCUGGUUGGCCAAGCAGAAGGUUGUUGCCCUCAUCUAUGGUGACUGGGAUGAGUCGUCUAACGAGCUCCCAAGGUGGGUGUUAGGAGUCCAGUUGACGAUGCCUGGAACUGUUGCAGUCCUUAAGACGAGUCCUAUUCAUGUCGGUGCACAGCUGGAUGAGUCUCAAGCUUAUUUUCACAGACUAUUCUGGACGUUUCCACCGUGUAUCGAGGCAUUCCGUCAUUGCAAGCCCCUAGUUAGUAUUGACGACACCCAUCUCUAUGGCAAGUAUGGGGGAACGUUGCUUGUCGCGAUUGCACAGGACGGGAAUUCCAACAUACUCCCUAUGGCAUUCGCAUUAGUCGAGGGUGAGAAUGCUGAGUCGUGGGCCUUCUUUCUCUCCCACCUACGUGAGCAUGUGACACCGCAGGCGGGUCUACUGGUUAUAUCGGACAGGCACAACGGCAUCAAGGCAGCGCCUGAGGCUCCUGACGGAGGAUGA
Molecule: messenger RNA, 1062 nt
Organism: Arachis duranensis
Lineage: Eukaryota; Viridiplantae; Streptophyta; Magnoliopsida; Fabales; Fabaceae
Exons: 1
Coding region: 1-1062 (353 amino acids)
Source: RefSeq, a predicted model, not a curated record